AAUUUCGGUUGGUUCCGAAACCGGAAGUUGUCAAGGCUCCUCAUAUUUCGCAUAAUUGACCGUCAACUUGCUCCUCUGGGACUAGCAAGACAAAUAAACUCGAGUUUCUGUGAUAUUUUGUUUCAUUUCUUCUCAGCAUAUGGCUGCGCAACCAGUAGCUGGAUACGAGCGUAUGCAAGAAGAUCCAACAAUGGACAAACCACCAAUAAUGAACCAGCCAGGAUACGGACCUCCAGGCUACCCUGACCAGGGGUACCCUCAGCAAGGUUAUCCUCCUCAGUACCCUGCUGGUCAAACAACAACAACUACUAAUGUUGUUGUUGUGCAGCAGCCUACUUUUCCACAGCAAAGGAAUUGGAACAGUGGCAUGUGUGCAUGUUUUGAUGAUUGUGGUUCAUGCUGUCUUGGUUUGAUGUGCCCAUGUUUCUUGUUAAUCGAUGUUUCUCAACGCAUGGGUGAGGGAUGCUGCUUUCCUUGUUGCUGUCCUGGGGCACUGCUUGGUCUUCGUAUCAAACUAAGAACAGAGCAAAAUAUUCAGGGAUCCCUGAUGGAUGACUACUGUGUCACGCAAUGCUGCGCAACGUGUGUUCUGUGCCAGCUAGCCAGAGAACUCAAGUUUCUUGGACGUUAAAGUUAACAAUCUAUUUACACCUAAAUUGUAUUCUUCAGUGAACGUAGCAGUUUAUAAAUGUUGUUUAUUCUCACUGUGUAAAAUACUAAAUAGUCAUGUGUGAAACAUAAUGAUAAUAUAGUUGUCAAACAAUAACUAGGAUGACAAUUGCUCAGUAGAGUGAACCCACUUAAUCUGUAGAACUAUAAAAUACUAAAAAAUAGUACUAAAUAUUAUGCCAAUACUCCAGUUUCGAGAUCUUAUUUGUGCAACAUAUUCCUUUAAUUCAGUAGAGAUCCUAUUGUUAUGCAAACACUCUGUGUACAAGGAAGACAAUAAACAUUUAUACUUGAUUGAAGCUAAGCUUGCACAAAAGAGAAUUCGAAACUGGAGUAUUGUCUUCUAUUGUCUAUAAAUGACCACUUUUUAAGGGUAAUUUGGAAAUAUUUGUCUCGCGAUUUAGUGUAUCCAUUCUGAUUUAAAAAUCCUUUAUCAUAUAUCAUAUAAUACCAUAAUCUUGUUUGACUGUAAGUGAAAAUAAGCGAUCAAUAAAAUACUGAUUUAGUAUCAAAAUUC
Exaiptasia diaphana is the source of this 1186-nucleotide messenger RNA. Its product is annotated as cornifelin homolog. The transcript is spliced from 4 exons. The record is from RefSeq and is a predicted model, not a curated record. Bases 140 to 631 code for a protein of 163 amino acids. NCBI's taxonomy places the organism in Eukaryota, Metazoa, Cnidaria, Anthozoa, Actiniaria, Aiptasiidae.